AAGUGCAGACAAAGACAAUAGAGUUGAAAUGAUUGGAAUUUAUCUACUGAUCGGUGUAGUAACAUUGAUAUAUGUCUACCUCAAGUGGACAUUUAGCUACUGGGAUCGAAAGGGUUUCCCCUCCACGGGAGUGAGCAUCCCAUUCGGGGCUAUGGAGUCCGUUGCGAAGGGAAAACGAUCCUUCGGAUUGGCCGUCUACGAUAUGUACCGAUCGACAAAGGAACCGGUGGUUGGAUUGUACCUUACUUUGAGACCAGCCCUUCUGAUUAGGGAUGCUCAACUAUCUCGCGAUAUGGUGACCAAGGACUUUGCCAGUUUUCAUGAUCGCGGAGUUUAUGUCGAUGAGGAAAACGACCCCAUGUCAGCGGGUUUGUUUCAAUUGGAAGGAGCUAGUUGGAGAGCUUUACGUACCAAACUGACGCCUUCUUUUACGUCGGGUAAACUAAAGGCCAUGUUUGAAACCUCCGAUUCCAUUGGAGAUAAGUUAGUAGCCAAUAUUAAGGCUCAACUGCCCCAGGGAGGCAACAAGGAAUUCGACAUCAAGAAACUAAUGUCAACCUAUGCCAUCGAUAUUAUUGGCACCACUAUUUUUGGACUCAAUGUUGAUAGCUUCGCCGAACCUAACAAUGAGUUCCUGGCUAUUAGCAAGAAGCUCAACCGUAAGAACUUUACCGAUAUUCUUCGUACAGCAGCUCUAUUUCUUUACCCUGGAUUGGAGAAGUUCUUUGUGAGAAUUGGCUGGAAGCUGGAAUCAGCGGAACUGAUGCGCGAACUAGCUCAUCGAACUGUCGAUCUUAGGGAAAAAAACAAUAUAGUUCGCAAGGACCUGCUGCAGCUACUUUUGCAACUUCGCAAUCAGGGAAAGAUCAACACUGAUGACACUAAUUGGUCAGCGGAGAGUACCAAAAAUGGAGUGAAAUCGAUGUCAAAGGAUGUGAUUGCCGGUCAGCUGUUCCUAUUCUAUGCAGCUGGAUUUGAGACGACAGCGGCUACAGCAUCCUUCACUCUGUACGAGCUCUCUCAAAAUCCAGAGGUCAUGGAAAAGGCGAAGGAGGAUGUACGUAGAGCUAUCGAAAAUCAAGGCGGAAAGCUGACCUAUGAUGCUAUAUCGGAUAUGAAGUAUCUAGAGGCCUGUAUCUUAGAGACCACUCGAAAAUACCCCGCACUCCCAUUCCUGAACAGAGUUUGCACUCAGGAUUAUCCAGUGCCCGAUAGCAAACUAGUAAUCAAGAAAGGCACUCCUGUUAUAAUCUCUCUAUUAGGAAUGCACCUAGAUCCCGAGUACUUCCCCGAUCCGCUUAAUUAUCUACCAGAACGCUAUCUGGAGGAGAACAAGGACUUUAACCAAGCGGCCUAUAUGCCUUUUGGAGAGGGACCCAGAAUGUGCAUCGGCGCCCGGGUUUAUACACAUGGUUUUGGAUCUAAAGUAGAAACUUGGUUUAUUAUCAGUUAACAGAAAUUUUGACUUAACUAUCAUUAGCAAAUCUACCAGGAAUUAAUGUAUUUUUUGAAGAUGUAUCAUACGGAUUGACGCUUAUGGUUUAUGAGCCGCUACUUAUGACCAUACUUAGGUUAAGAAAAGGCACAAACAACGAACGAAUUUUUCUGGUUAAAUACUUUUUAAUUGCAUCAAUUUCUGUCUAAUUUGUAAGCUAUGUGUAGAUAGAUGAUCAAAUUUCUUCAAUUUUUGUUGUCUGUAUACACAAUCAAUAAUGGUUUUCUACAAACUGCGUUCUAUAAGUAAAUGACAUAAGCGUCAAUAGAGAUUCCAAAGACUUAAGUCACACACGUCUAUGCAUGUAAAAUGAGUUUAUAAAACAAAUAAAUUUGUUUGCUCAUCCGUGUUAAAUAAAGAGGUGCAAUAAAGGCGGACAUUUAGAAAUUUUGUUCACAAAGUUUCAACUAAUUAACAAGUGUAUAGUUCCUUUGUUAAACUAUUUCAUCAAGUUCGGUAAUAUAAAAUAAUCUGAAAGUCAAUCCAACUAAUCUCUUCGAUUUCUACAACAAUG
Molecule: messenger RNA, 2009 nt
Organism: Drosophila subpulchrella
Lineage: Eukaryota; Metazoa; Arthropoda; Insecta; Diptera; Drosophilidae
Product: probable cytochrome P450 6d5
Exons: 5
Coding region: 29-1453 (474 amino acids)
Molecular function (GO): monooxygenase activity; oxidoreductase activity, acting on paired donors, with incorporation or reduction of molecular oxygen; heme binding
Source: RefSeq, a predicted model, not a curated record